UUUUUCUUCUCCUGCUUGGCAGCCUACACUGAGUGCUAUCUCCUAGCAGCCAUGUCAUAUGACCGCCAUGCAGCAAUUUGUAACCCACUSCUUUAUUCAGGCACCAUGUCUGCUUCUGUUUGCAUUGGGCUUGUUGCUGGUUCCCACAUAGGAGGCUUUCUGAAUGCCAUAGCCCACACUGCCAACACCUUCCGCCUGAGUUUCUGUGGUAACAAUGUCAUYGACCACUUUUUAUGUGAUGUUCUACCAUUGGUAAAAAUGUCCUGCACAGACACUCGGGUCUAUGUCAUAAUCCUUUCCAGUAUGGUUGGCUUCACUGUCCUCUCCUGCCUUCUGGCCAUCCUCAUCUCCUACUUCAACAUCCUCCUGGCCAUCCUGAGGAUCCGUUCAGCCUCAGGAAGGCGCAAGGCCUUCUCCACCUGUGCUUCCCACCUGGUCUCUGUCAUGCUCUUCUAUGGAUCCUUGCUCUUUGUAUACUCAAGGACCAGUGCCAACUACUCCGUGGAGAGUGACAAAGUGGCUGCCCUGUUCUACACCAUCAUCAACCCAUUUCUCAACCCUGUCAUCUAUAGCAUCAGAAACAAAGACGUCAAAGAGGCCUUUAGGAAAACUAUACUGUCCAUAGGACCACAAGCUUGA
This is a messenger RNA of Urocitellus parryii (Arctic ground squirrel), 639 nucleotides long. RefSeq names its product olfactory receptor 9G4-like. NCBI's taxonomy places the organism in Eukaryota, Metazoa, Chordata, Mammalia, Rodentia, Sciuridae. The record is from RefSeq and is a predicted model, not a curated record. Gene Ontology annotation, molecular function: G protein-coupled receptor activity; olfactory receptor activity. Gene Ontology annotation, cellular component: membrane. Gene Ontology annotation, biological process: G protein-coupled receptor signaling pathway.